AGAUGUGUGUCAUUAAUUACUCAUAGUUUUAUUCAGAAUAUAAAGAUGCUAUGAAUUCCACUUUACACUCUGCGGACUCCAGUGUUAUCCAAAUCAGUUUAUUUGGUCGUUAUACCAGGGCCGGGGAUCCAACUAGCCUAUGGUGUGAUGAAUCUUUGGAAAACCCAGACUCUAUGUUGGAUCAAUGCAAAUGCUACACAAGUACUCCAAGUUCUUUUUCUACUACUUCAGAGAGCACAUCUUAUUCGCGUGAUCUUUAUGUUACAUCUAGACUACGAAGUCGGUCUGAAGAGAAAAACUGUAAAUCGGAACAACCCUUUUAUCUAUCUCAUUCCGUAAUCAAUUAUUUAAAAUUGGACAAAUUAUCUAACAAAAUGUGUCCUGGUUGUGUUCCUUGUUCUUCUUCUGAUGAUAAACUACGAUCAAGUAUGUACUCCGAAGAAAAAGACGAUUUGAAUGUCACCCAAAAGGACUUCCAACAGGGUGACAAAUUCAAGCGCAAAGGAAACCAGUCGUUUAAAUCAAGUUCGUCAGUCUGGUAUAGCGAUGAUUCCGACCCAGUCCCUCCAGCGAUGGCUCUCAUAAAUGUAAAUCGACUUCAUGCCCAAACCUUGCAUCCAGCUACAUUAAAUGAGAACAGAAUAAUUGCAACAAAUAACAUUUUAUAUGAUUUCAACACUGAGUUUGAUGUCUCUGGAUCAAAAAUAUCAAAAACAUUUUUGAACGCUUCAAGAAAAUCUCUUCCAGCAAUCCAUCUUGAUCGUGAUUUAGAAGUAAGCGGCAGUAGCGGUACCAGUAGUCUUUCUUAUACGGCUGUGAUUGGUAACGAGGCGGAAUAUAUUCAGCCGGAUAAACGCUUAGAGCCAUUCUCUGAUGAAUCUAACAAGCACCACUUAAAUUCUCUGCAUUUCGGGCAAACCGGUGCAUCCGCGAGAGAUUCUGGCUUAAGUUCACAUUCAAGCAAUUCUGUAAAUUAUUCCCCUAACUAUCUUCUGCUCCCUCAUAAAGGAUUGGUUCCUGAGUGUAAACCUAGUCUCUCUUCGACACCUCCACCAGUUCCAUGUCACGCCCCUCAAUCACAAACCAUGGUUGCACUUACACAAAGGAACGGAAAUAAUAUUUUAAAUACAACCAAUUUAGUACGUUGUGAAACUGACCUUACCAAGUGUACAUGCUCCAAAAGUUCAAGCAGUAAAAUGGUAGAAGGAAGAAUUCGUGGAACAACUAUCCGAUUGCAUUCAUAUACGGGAGAAUCUAAAACUCUCUUAAAGUCAUAUUUCCCAAGUGAAAACAAACAGAUUAAACAUAAUCCUAAUUCAUCUUUAUCACCUAUAUGGAAACGUAAAUCAAAUACAUUACAAUCAAUGAUUAAGGAUAAAAUUCACCUCGUUGAAGAACAAAACUAUUCAAAAUCAAUCCAAAUAACUAAAUCCAAAGAAGGUGGUUGUAGCAAAAGAGAAGAUAAAGAUGAUGAUGAAGUAGAAAGGAAAGGGAAACAUUUAAUCAAUAAAGUUCAAUAUGAAAAUACUACUACAGCUACUACUAAGAAUGAUAAUAAUCAUGACAGAGUACAUAAUUCCUGUCUACUUUUAAAUGAUUCAAUUAAACAACAAGAUAUUUGUACGGCCUGUACACUAAAUUGGCAAUUUUAUUUAUCCCAACCUUGUUGUUAUACAUUUAUAGAUGAUAUGGUUAAAUGUUAUCAUGAUGUGAAUAAUUCUUGGUAUUUUGUGGAACAUGAUUGUUUUCUAAAUUCUAUUAUUCAAUUGUUUAAACCUGAUAGUUGUUUCAAUUGUCGUAAACAUAUUUAUGCUGUAGGCGUAAAUUUAUUUAAUAGAAAUCCAUUGAAAGGUCUAAAAUAUUUGGCAAGACAUAAUUUCUUAAACUUGUCUUCUAGUAAACAAAUUUCCAAAUUUAUUCAAAAUAAUGCUGACUUAUGUCGUUCGAAAAUUGGAGCAUUUCUUGGUCUACCUCCUACAGAUGAGAUCAACCCAACGGAAGUUACAAUGAUUCUUCUGAAAUCUUUAAACAUUUCUGGUUUGGAAGUAGAUGAAGCUUUGCGAUUGGUUGUUCAUCGAUAUGGGAUGCCUGUGGAAUCUCAAGAAAUAGACAGAUUAUUGCAAUGUAUCUCUGAAUAUUAUCAUACAGUUCGAUGGUGUUCAAAAUCUGUUAAUUCAUCAGAUAUUUUUUCCAGUACUAAUGACCAUCAAUUGAAGUCUUUACCAGCUCCUCCUAUUACUCUGGAUCAGUUAUCAUUAAUAUUUUAUGCUAUUCUCUUACUACAAACCAGCCUUCAUAAUGUAAAUGCAGCAAAAUCAAGUUUAGGCAAACAGACUGUCAGUCAAUUUAUAAAAAAUGUAUAUGAUCUUUUAUUAAAUCAACCAUCUUCAUCAUCAUCUUCACUAUCUUCUUUCACGGCUAAAUCAAAGUCAAAGAUUUCAAAUGUUAAUCAAAACGAUAUGGUUGAUGAAAGUGGUAAUACUAAUACUGAAUCCAUUCUGGACAAUGAAAAUAAUAUUAAUAAUAACAAAUCUCUUGAUAUAAAACAUGUAUUCUCAAAUCGCACAUUAACUGAAAUAUUUCAUCGUAUUAAAGUUAAACCAUUGGAACCAGGUUCAGAUCAAACAACAAUCGUUCGACAUAUAUCUAAAGCAAUAAGAAAUUUGCAAGAAGUUAAAAUUUUAAACACUGAUGACAUUGAUAAUGAAUUCUUAUUCACGAAUAAUCCAUUUGAAUUAGUGGAACCACAUCGUCGAUUGGUUUGUUAUUGUACGGUCAUUCAUAUUAAUCAAAAUCAACCUCCUCAUAAAGAAACCAGUAUUCUACGACAUUUGUUUGUUUUUAAUGACCUAAUUAUUAUUGCAAAAGAUACCUCUUCAAAACGUACUUCUGGUAGAAGAUUAGUUUUCGACAAGUCAAGGAAAAAUCAAUCAAAAAUAAAUGAUAAGAAAUUAUCACCAGAUCAAUGUGAUGGUUUUCUUCGUCCACCAUUAGAUUUAUUAUAUACCGAUUGUGAUAAAAAGUUUAAAAUAAUGAAUGCUGAAUCGAAUACACUUAACUGUAUGCAACCAAAUGUUGGUUGUGUACCUCAUAGAGUAGGAGGCGGAAGAGGAAGAAGAAGCAGAUCAAAAAAUGAACUUUAUAGUCGAAAGGCAGCUAAUUCUACUUCACAUUCCUAUACACGUCUUACUGCUUUAUAUGUUUUUUCAUUAUAUAGAUGUAAAAUUCGUCCGUUUAAAACUGAUGUGUAUCGUUAUGGAAUAGAAUUAUGGAAAUUUCCCGGGACAAGAACACCACAUCAUCAAUCUAUUCCUAGUAGUUUUAACAAUGGUAAUUUACAACCGGAACAAAUGAUUAUUAUUGCUGCGCUCGAUAAAAGUGAUUAUGAAAAUUUAUUAAAUGAUUUAUAUCAAGCAUUAUGUGAAACAAAUCUUGUUGCAUUAGAAUUAAAAUAAUACGCUUUCAGUGAAUUGAUUUCUCUUACUUAUAUUGCUAUGUGAUUAUAUUUGUAUUUUUAUUUGUCACUUCUCAUUUCUUAUAAAAAUAAAAUAGAUAAACUACUUAAUUACUUUUACAUCGAAUUAUAUAUAUAUAUAUAUAUCAUGUAUGUUUACAUUCCUAAACCGUAGAUCUUCCUGAUGUCUCUCACUCUCCCAUCUCUCCCACACACACGUACUCUCUCUCUCUCUUUAUAUACAUAUACAUAAGGUUUGUGUUAGUACAUUAAAUGCUACCUUAGGAUUUUGAAACGCUAUAUUUUUUCUCUCAGAUGCAUCAAAUAAAAAUAGCAAAAUAUUCAUUUGAUCCAUCAGAAUUUUUACUGUUUCAACACAUAAUUACUGUUUACUUUUCUUUUAGCAAACUAAAUAUAUUCAGAUAUAUGUUUAUAUAAAUAUUUGGUCUUUUUCCCUAUAAAAACUAUUGAUUGUUUUUUUAUUUUGUUCUACUUCAUUUUACUGUUUUAUUCCCUCACUCUAUCCUCCCUCUCUCACACAUACAUACACUCACAUUAUCUGUUUUUUUUGUAACUAGUGUUGUCAUUCGUUAGUUUCGAUGUUUAUUUUUUCGAAGAAAAACAUCCCGUAGACUUUCUUUUUAUUCAAGAUAAAAAUGUCAUCGCAGCUAUGUUUUUUAUAAUUGAUUAUAUUCUUUGAUUUAUUUAUGUAUUGUAGAGUUGAUUCUCCAUUUAUUUUGGGUUUUUUUUUCUUCAUUUUUUGUCAUUAUUGUUCAAAUGCCACAAUCACCAUACCGAUUUUAUUUAUCCCCGAUUUUUCUUUUUACUGUUUUUAUCGUUGUUGAAAAGAAGAAAAAAAAAGUAGUUCUAGAUUAUUUUAGUUAGAAUAUAUAUAAAGUGUACUGUUCAAUAACUUUCAUUGAAUAUCAUAUUUCAAUAUUUAUGAUAAAAUGAUAUUUCCUCAUUCAUCUAUCAAAAAUAAACAUGAUUAUGCGUUUGGUAUGAUUUAUCAGUAUAAUGAUGAUGAAAAGGAUAACGGUUAGAUCAUCAACUAGAGAUACAUUUUUUUAAACUAUCAUCAUUUUUUCAUCUAUACUUAGAUUCUGUUAAUAUUUCUUUUUUUUCAAAUGCUCUUUUACUAUAUUAGGUAUCAUUUCAGUUAUAAGGAUUAAUUAAAAGAAGAUAUGAUUAUUCAGAUUUCAGAAUAUCUUCUGUGAUUGGAAUAUCUGUCUUUGUAUCUCUUUAAUUGUAUCUGGUUAAUUUCUAGUCAUCUUGUAUACAUAUUUUGUUUGUCAUGUUGAUUUAUUCAUUGAAAGAUAUUUAACUAUUCGGUACUACUGUGGUGAUAUAUAUUGAUAAUAAUAAUAAUUGUUUUAUUCAAUAUUAUAUUUUUGGUACAAUAUAGAAUUCUCAGCAUAAAGUAUUUCAACAAGU
Molecule: messenger RNA, 4888 nt
Organism: Schistosoma intercalatum
Lineage: Eukaryota; Metazoa; Platyhelminthes; Trematoda; Strigeidida; Schistosomatidae
Source: the annotation of a GenBank genome assembly